UGAUUAUAAUUGAUUCAUCAGCAUCUUCUUCAUCAUGCCUGAACCAGCGAAGUCUGCGCCUAAGAAGGGCUCCAAGAAGGCCGUCACUAAGACCGCCGGUAAAGGAGGAAAGAAGCGCAGAAAGACCAGGAAGGAGAGCUACGCUAUCUACGUGUACAAAGUGCUGAAGCAGGUUCAUCCUGACACCGGGAUCUCUUCUAAGGCGAUGGGGAUCAUGAACUCUUUCGUCAACGACAUCUUCGAGCGCAUCGCCGGUGAAUCGUCUCGUCUCGCUCACUACAACAAGCGCUCCACCAUCACAUCGAGAGAGAUCCAGACCGCCGUGCGUCUGCUGCUGCCCGGAGAGCUGGCCAAACACGCCGUGUCUGAGGGCACCAAGGCCGUCACCAAGUACACCAGCUCCAAGUAGAGCUCCGCUCCAGUCCCCGAGACUCAAAGGCUCUUUUAAGAGCCACCAUAUUAUCACUUAAAGAGCUUUCAGAGUUUUUGGAAAUGUUUGGGUUACUUGCAGUAAUACCAGUCGUCUUUAUAAUCUUGUAUGAAUGAUUCAGUAGUGUUGUGUUUUUAUGGACGUAUUCU
Molecule: messenger RNA, 579 nt
Organism: Onychostoma macrolepis
Lineage: Eukaryota; Metazoa; Chordata; Actinopteri; Cypriniformes; Cyprinidae
Product: histone H2B-like
Exons: 1
Coding region: 35-409 (124 amino acids)
Cellular component (GO): nucleosome
Molecular function (GO): structural constituent of chromatin; DNA binding; protein heterodimerization activity
Source: RefSeq, a predicted model, not a curated record